Molecule: messenger RNA, 3102 nt
Organism: Guillardia theta CCMP2712
Lineage: Eukaryota; Cryptophyceae; Pyrenomonadales; Geminigeraceae
Exons: 3
Coding region: 1-3102 (1033 amino acids)
Source: RefSeq, a predicted model, not a curated record
AUGAGCCUGCUAUAUAGUUUUCCAGAUGUCUAUGUAGUGAGAACUGACAGCGGUCAUGGGCGCCGAACGCGCGAUCAGAACAAGAGUUCAAGGAAGAGCUCUGCUCAGAAUGAAGAGAAAGGGGCGGGGACAGAGAGAGCCCCCUAUGUUGCAGUUCAUCCUGAUCCUGCGCUCCCGUACAGACUCCCUAAGAGAAAAAGUUUCCACGAAGACCCCAACAUUGCCAACCUCGAAGAGCUCUUCAGGAUCGAGACUGAGAUCUCGCACCUGGAGGAAGAAGUCGACAAAUUCACAGAGGAGGUGGGAGAUAGCUGCCUGAGGCUGUCCAAGGAGAAUGUGCAAGUCAUGGAUGAGUGCCUGGAGAACGCGAUGAGAAGAAUCAAAGGCAUACACGAGAUAGAAAAGGUCCGGCAAGUACACAAUAUGAGGCUGAUGUAUGCCAAGCAGAUCGGGCAGGUAGAUGUGAAGGGGAAGCAGCUGGACAUGGAGUCUUCCUUCUCCAGCACUAGGACCUCUCACGAGGUUCCCGCGGAGUGCAGGUCCCUCGAAGCGUUUGCUGCGAGCAUAACCAAGGAAAGCGUGAAGAACCAUAUGUUUCGGCGCAGAAAUUCACACACGGAGGGGUUGGAUGAUCUCAUGGUGCGGUCGAUCCUCCAGUCUUUCAUGCAGCUCUGCUUGGUCGACUCAUCGUAUGUUUUCAACUUCUCGCUCCACAGCGGAGACGAGAGUUCGCUUUGCUUUUACAAGUCAGAGGUGGAAUCUCAUGUAAUGCAGAUCUUCUCCUGGGAGAAUCAGGUCUUUGUUGGAUGUGGAGAUGGAGCUGUGUACGCACUUCAUGGAAGCCUUGGCAACAUGCUGUGGUGCUUUCCUAUAGAUUCCAACGACAAUCUUGCUCGGCAGCUCGCUCAGACGCCGUUGUUCCUGGCGGGGUUGAUCAACGUCAUGAAGACCAGGAAAGAAGAAUGUCAGGCAAUUGCAUCUCUCCUGCUUUCUCUGCUUGCUGUGGGCGGGAAGGACAUCACUCAGGAGAUCUUAGAGUUUCCUGACUUCUUGUUCUCUUGCGGCCAGCUAAUCAGCCCAGAGUCACACAGACUUUCCAUGUGUAUUCUUCUCUUGUUGAGAAACAUCGUGCUAGUCGGGGAGGAGAUUGCAGUCUCGGAGAUUCUCGGGAACAGCGUCCUGCUAUCGAAGAUCACGUCACUCAUCGUGUCCACACACGACACGAAACUUGUUCGAAAGACCAUCGCACUGCUCUUCUGCAUCUCGCGCUUCUCGUCGGCAUCGGAGGGAUUCAGGUCCAGCGGAGUUCCUCCUGCCCUGGUCAACGUGCUGUUUGCGCACAAGAACACCACUGAAGCUUCCAGCACUUGCAUCGGCCUUGCGCUCAUGUGUCUCGCUAACAUACAAGCCAAGGAGGUGCAGAUUUGGCUGAACAAGAAGAAUUUGGAGAUCGUUGUCAAAAUCUUCAGAGCAUCGUGGGAGGGGCAGGACUUUGAAGGAUACCGCUUCCCCGUGGUUGACGUCUUGUUUGCGCUCAAGAAUAUGAUGACGUUCGCUGACCUGGACAUCGUCGGGAUCGACUGCAACUUCGUUGGGGAGCUGGUGGAGUAUGUCUCCAAGUGGAAAAAGCACGAGGAGAUGCAGGGCAUGAGCGGGUCGGAUGGAGUGAGCGAGCUCAAGCUCUGCUGUGACAUCUUGAUCAAGUUGAGCGCGAGCAAGUACUGUCACAGGAAGAUGCAUGACCUGAGACUGAAGAAGCAGCUCGAGGACAUCAUCUCCUCUACACAUGGGGCCGCCACCACGUAUGCCUCCGAGCUCUUGCAAGAGAUCAACGAGGCCGUUCACACGUACUGCGUGCGGGAGGACGGGGCGUUCCCUGAGACGGCCUCGAGACAGCCGAAGAAGCCUUGGCUUAACUCAGAAUUCUUUCGAGGUAGCAUGCCAGUCCUUCAUGCGCGAUCGCCAAGCAACAGCUUUAAGAGCAUCGACGACAGCGGAGCAGAGGUCUCGAUGGAUUGCAGGAAGAGCGUCAACUUCAAGGCCAUGGUCUCGUCCGCCAUGCACUCCCGCAUGCCGAACCUUUGGCAACCUUCCUUGACAGAAGCUCCAUCGGAGUCCCCUCAUCAUGAGAGCGAGCUCCGUCGGCGCUUCGGAUGCCCUAAGUGUGGUAAGACGUACGCGAAGCAGAUCACGUUGGACUUUCACUUCCGGAUCGGCUGCUCGAGCGGGGAGGGUGACGCGGAGAGCAACAGGCUGGCGCGGGUGAGCAGGAAGGUGAUCAACAAGCUGCGAUUCAUGUCACAGGCGAAGGCAUGGCAGUGCUGGGUUGAGCACUCUGAGCUCUUCAAGUUCCAAACUAAGGCAGUCCAACACGCUGUGCAACGUUGGAACUCUCGCCUCCUCUCGGCCGCGUUCAUGGCAUGGAUUGAGGAGAGCAGGCGAAUAUCCAACGCGUGGAAUGUCCUCAAUCGAGUGGUGGAGCACUGGAGGCAUCAGAGCACAGCCAAGUCCUUCGAGAGCUGGAAGCUAUACGUGCUGUUUCAGAGAUGUACGCAGGUGGAAGAGAACGGCGCGGCGAAGGUGACGAGCUCGUUGCCGAGGAGGAGCAACUCUGAAUCAAACAUCUACCCUACCAUGAUGUCUCCCUCCCGCAUGAACGCCAAGACCUUUGCAAGGGAAGCUUACUCCUCGGGCUCCGACGUGGAAUCGGAACCUCCUGAUACCAGCAACGGAGACAGGGAGUCCAUUUUGAAAGGCCAGCUCUCCUCCCUCCAGGACUACUGCAAGCAUCUAGAGCGGCAGAACGAGGUUCUCAGGAAGCAGCUCUUCCUCCUCGUCAAUGGAGCUGACGCCGCCAAGGAGGGAGCUAGUGAGCAUGUACAGGCGGGUCAGGAGCUACCGCCCAGAGAGACGCGGGAGGAGAACGGGGGGGAGGACGCGGUUCAAGACCACUUCCAGAUCGCUGCCUCGUCGGCAAGGAGCAAGAAAGGGUCGAGGAAAGACUCGAUCGAGCUCAGGCCCUUCGUGUCCGAGCUCGAGCUCAUCGACUGGAUCCGAAAGAGCCACACUUGGGUGGGGACGGAUGCUGCAGGGCCCAUGUGA